AUGGGAGGCAAACGUAAGAAAACUAACAGGGCGCCUAUCAAAAAGGAAAGUCGUUAUAAAAUUCCCGCACGUUUUGACUGUCCUUUAUGUGAUGUCAAGAGUUCUAUUGUUGUAAAAAUAUCGCGGUCAACGGGUAUAGCUACCGUUCACUGUCGCUCCUGUCAGGUUGGGAAAGAAAGGAAAUGGCCAAUUUUACCUCGUGAAAAGGGCGUUGACGUAUUUUUUCGUUUUCGAGAGGAAUUAUUAGAGUUAGAUCGUCAAUACUUGAACAAUCAUCCCCUUGAAGUGAAUAGCGGAAAAGGGGAUUUUACUGCCAAAAUCACAAAUCUCGCGGAGUUAAGUCGUCAAGAACAGCGUCGAGUAACCUUAGAAAUGUCCAAUGGUAAUACUUUAGGAGGAUCGAAAAAUGGAUCAACAGAGCUCAGAAAACGUCAUCGUCCAACGUCGUAUGAAGAUUCAAGAGAAAAUAAUAAUAAUGAGGAUGAUAUGAUGAAUUUUUUUAUACCGCCUCAUAUUGAUGAUGACGAUAACGAGGAUCAUGAUUCCAUAGAUGAGGAGGAACAGUACGCUGCGAUGUUUCAAUAG
Molecule: messenger RNA, 585 nt
Organism: Phytomonas sp. Hart1
Lineage: Eukaryota; Euglenozoa; Kinetoplastea; Trypanosomatida; Trypanosomatidae
Source: the annotation of a GenBank genome assembly